AUGCCAGCAUCUGAUCAACAAUUGCAUUCGUUUAAUCAGGAUUUUAUUUCUUCAUUUUCACCAUUAUUUCCUUCAAAUAUACAUAAAUCAAGUUUAACUAUAUCACCUGAACAAAUACAGUUAUCAGCAUCAACUACAGUUACAUUAGCAUGGAAUAUUCAUGAUCAUAUACUAACAUCAAAUGAUACAAUCGGAAUAUUUCUACCAGAUAAAUUAAUUUCCAAUGAUGUUAUCGAAAAUGUAUAUACAAAUGUAAAUGCUUUAAAAAUUGGACAAUAUCAUUGGCACUGUACACAAAUUUUAAUAGAUAAAUUAGUUAAUUCUAACACUGUGUGCUUUCAAUAUUAUAAUCCUGCUACUGGUGAAAUAAAGGCUCAAUCAUCUUCUAUACCGCUUAUUCAUGAUGAUGAUAAUAAUAAUGAUAAUAUACCAAAUAUUAUGAAUGUAGCACGACCAAUAUCAAUAAAAAUUUAUGAUCUUCAUGCAACAAAUUUACAUCGUGGUGUAUUUUUUAAACCUGAUCCAUACAUAAAAGUAUCAUUGAUAACUGGUCAACUUCAUAAACAAUUACGAACAUCAUCUCAUUUUCAUAAUCAAGAAAAACGAACAAAUGUUAUACCGAACACAUGUCAUCCUAAAUGGUAUAAUCAAUCGUUUACAUUUCAAACAUUUUAUACAGAUCUAUUGGAAUUUGAAGUCAAAGAUAAAUUUGUUAAAACACGACCGACAAUGAAUCGUUUUCUUGGAAAAUUAACUAUUCAUGUUGGAUUUUUAAUUGAUAAAUUAAAUAAAAAUACAACAACGUAUGUUUUUAAUCUUCAACGACGUAAUUUUUCCGAUCAUGUUAGUGGAUGUUUAAUGUUCAAUGCUGCCAUAGUUAGAGCUGAACUACAAACAAUAGAAAGACCAUUACCGGAUGUCAGUCCAAUAGCAAAUGUCAAUCAAUCAGAGCAAGAAACUAUUCCAGUUAACGACAAUAAUGUUUCAUCAAUAAAUGAUAGUGAAGAAAGAAUAAAUCAUGUUUCAUCCGAAGAAAAUAAUACAUCUAAUCAAGUUGAUGCCUCAACAUCUCUCAUAUCAAAUGAUCAAUCGUUAGAUUCAUCGACAACAUCACUAGUAGACGAAUCAUUAUCAACAGUUUCCGAUCAUACUAUUAUAGACGAUGAAUCAACAAAUGAUGCUAAUCAGAUGUUGUUGAAUAUUUCUUCUAAUCAACCUAGAAUAACUACUAGUAGUACUAUUCUAACGCAUUGUUCUUUAUUAUCAUCAUACCAAGGACAUGAUGAAGAACAAGAAGAAAUAAACGAAGACAACAUCGAUGACAAUCAACAACGUCGACGAAGUCAAGAAGAAGUACACACGUCAACGCAUAAUUGCGAUGUCGGAUCAACUAAUGUCGUUGUCCCUUUCACGACAAAAAAGAAACUAAAACACUGUUAUUCAUCGUCGACCUUACUUCCUUCACUUAUCCCACGUUCGUCAAGUACAAUACCGACUACACCGACGAAAGCAAUGCUUCGACAUCAUCAUCAGCAUUCACAUCAUGAUACCUAUCGAACAUUACAAUUGCCUGUCAAUUCAACAAAUAAAUUGUUACUCAUAACAUCUAAUAGUCAAAAUCAAUCAAUAAAAGCAACAGCAACAGUGUCUGAAAAUAAUUUACAAAAAACUGGAAAUCCAAUUCAUACUAUAACAUAUAAUAAUCAUCAUAAUAACAGUAACAGCUGUUUUGAUGAUGAAAGUGUUCGAACGUUAUCAAGAGAGCUUCGUCAAGCUGCUCGAGAUCUUCAUCGUCUUCAAUCAAAAUAUGAACCGCUCCCAGCAACAUCUGAUGCAAAUACUACUACUACUACUACUACUACUACAGAUGGCUCAUCUGCAGAACAAACACGAGAAUUAAUUACACGCGAAUUGCAACAAUGGCACAAGCAACAAGUAUCAAAGUACAAAAAUUUAACGACACUAUCAAGGAGAAAUUCCGAGACAACAACUGAAUGCAAUUCAUCACCAAUAUUACAUAACAAAGAAGCAGAUAGUAUAAGUGCAGUUGCACUGCCAUCAACUGAAGAUUCGAGAACAAUAGGUUCAUCUUCAUUUAUUGUUACUGAAGAAUCAAUUAUAGUACCACCAAUUAUGCCGACAUCUCUAUCAAUUACGAAUACAAAUGAUAAUUCUAUUCAUCGAAAUAAUUCAAGGUUAAAAGAAUCCGCAUUUAUGGUUACACUACCACGUAAACCAGUUACAGUUGAUACAAGACCUGCACAAACACUAGCAACUGAUCCUCCAUCACCACCGAUAAUUAAUGCUUCGCCUCCUUUACCUUCCGGGUGGGAAAGUCGAAUUGAUCAAUUUGGCCGACCUUAUUUCAUUGAUCAUAAUAAUAAAACAACAACAUGGCAACGUCCAUUAAUAGUAGCUCAUUCAAUUGUUCCAAGUCCUCGUCUUCCAAUUACGACAACUGCUGCUAUUGUCACUACUCCGUUGAAUUCAUCUCCAACCAUUGAUCGUGAACGAAUGGAUAAACGUUAUCAAAGUAUUAGACGAACAACAUCAAAUAAAAUAGGAAAUUCAUCUAUUGUUGAUUCAUCGAAUGUUAUUUCUUCAUCUCCUUCGUCUUCUGAUAAUAAUAACAAUAAUAAUGCAAAUAAUGAUGUAUCAUCAUCAUCGUCCUCCUCCUCCUCCUCAUCAACUUGUUCGCCAGCACAAACAACAGAAGACUAUGUUCGUACAACUCCAGCUUUAAAAUUUAUAUGUCGAUCAGAUUUUUAUCAAUUUUUUAAAACACAUCGGGAAGCUCGUCAAAUGACAAAAUCCGAUUCAUUAGCCGGUAUUCUACAACGUAUACGUCAUGAUCCGUUACUAUUUAAAAGAUAUCAACAUAAUAAAGAACUUGUACGUUUUCUUAAUUUAUUUUCUGAUCCAACACGAACGUUACCAUCACGUUGGGAUGUUAAACAUGAUGAUAGUGGAAAAGUAUUUUUUGUUGAUCAUAAUACACGUUCAACAACAUAUAUUGAUCCACGUUUACCAACUAGUGAUGAAGAGCAACCUGUAGCUGCUAUGGCAUUACCCUUAUCGAUUCGAAAUGAUGAAAAUUCAACAACAUCUUCUCGUACAAAUAAAAAACCACCAGAACUGAUUACCAUGACAUAUAAUGAAAAAGUUGUUGCUUAUAUGAGACAAACAAAUAUAUUCGAUUUAUUAAAAGCAAAUCAGCUUGUACCAUUAACAAAUAAAUUACGUGAAAAAAUUCAAUUAAUUCGUAAUGAAGGUGUUCGAGCAUUGGAUACAUUAUCUAAUUCUGUUGAUUUAAGUUUGAUUAUUAGUGUCUUUCAUGAGGAUAUUAUGUCGUAUAUUCCACCAUUAACGCAAUCAGUUACUGUUACAACAUCACAUUCAGUUUCAUCAUUUAUUACUUCAUCACCAAGCACAACAUUUGUUGUUGAACAUGGUAAACCAUCAUCAUCAUCAUCAUCAUCAUCAUCUCGACGUUCAUCAACUCAACACCCAUCAUCAUCAUCAUCAUCAUCACGGCGACCGUGUUUCCAACAAAAAUUACGUUCUUUCUAUAAAAAACUUGAUUCAAAAGGUUACGCAACAGGUCCAGCUAAAACUAAAGUAUCCAUAUCACGAAAUAAUUUACUUGCUGAUGCAUUUGAAAAAUUUAUGAAUCAAAUUCCGAAAAAGGAUUUACAACGAAAUAAAUUAUUUAUUACAUUUACAGGUGAAGAAGGUCUUGAUUAUGGUGGACCAUCAAGAGAAUUUUUUCUACUGAUGUCAAGACAAUUUUUCAAUCCAUAUUAUGGAUUUUUUGAAUAUUCAGCUAGUGAUCAAUAUACAUUACAAAUAAGUCCUAUGUCAAAGUUUAAUGAAAAUUAUACCGAAUGGAUGCGUUUCGGUGGACGUAUGCUUGCUGUGGCAUUGAUAAAUCAAUACCUAGUUGAUGCAUUUCUUGUGCGUCCAUUAUACAAAGCUUUAUUACGUGAACAUCAAUCAUUUACAUUAGCUGAUUUAGAAUCUCUUGAUCCAGAAUUUUAUCAAUCAUUAUUAUGGAUAAAAGAAAAUAAUGUCGAAAAUCAAGAUUUAUUUUUUUAUGUUAAUGAAGAUCAAUGUGGUAAAAUCAUUGAAAAAGAAUUAAAACCCGAUGGAAAAAAUUGUCAAGUUACCGAACGUAAUAAACGUGAAUUUCUCGAUUUAAUUAUUAAAUGGCGUAUUGAACGUGGAGUACAAGAACAAAUCGAUUGUUUCGUACGUGGUUUUUAUGAAAUUAUCGGUGAUCAUAAAUUAAUCUCAUCAAUGUUUGAUGCACGUGAGUUAGAGUUGGCUUUAUGUGGCACCAUGGAAAUUGAUUUAAGUGAUUGGCGUGUAAAUACAGAAUAUCGUGGUGGUUAUCAUGCUCAACAUCAUGUUAUUGAAUGGUUUUGGUUUUGUGUUGAAAAACGUUUUGAUAAUGAACAACGCUUAAAACUAUUACAAUUUGUUACUGGUACAUCAUCGAUACCCUAUGAAGGUUUUUCAGCCUUGCGUGGUUCGAAUGGACCGAGACGUUUCUGUAUUGAGCGGUGGGGUAUAUCCGAUGCAUUACCGCGUGCACAUACAUGUUUUAAUCGUCUAGAUUUACCGUCGUAUACAUCCUAUGAUAUAUUGCAUAAUAAAUUAUUAUUAGCUAUUGAAGAAACAAAUACAUUUGGAAUCCAAUAG
Rotaria socialis is the source of this 4701-nucleotide messenger RNA. Lineage: Eukaryota; Metazoa; Rotifera; Eurotatoria; Philodinida; Philodinidae. The record is from the annotation of a GenBank genome assembly.